Molecule: messenger RNA, 3146 nt
Organism: Dryobates pubescens (Downy woodpecker)
Lineage: Eukaryota; Metazoa; Chordata; Aves; Piciformes; Picidae
Gene: ZNF618
Product: zinc finger protein 618
Exons: 13
Coding region: 410-3145 (911 amino acids)
Molecular function (GO): protein dimerization activity
Source: RefSeq, a predicted model, not a curated record
GCAGCGCGGGGCCGGCCGGCGGCACGGCGCGGCGCGGCUCCCGCGCUGGGCCAGACUCAGCCCCUUUCUCCCGCCGCCGCUGGCUGCGAGCGCGCUGCGGCUGGAGCUGCCCCCAGAGCGGCUUCGUGAUGGCGGCGGCGCGGGCUCGGCAGCGGGAGGCGCCCGCCCAGCCCUGCGCGCCGCGCCGCUAGCGGCAGCGCCCGUGCCCGCGGCGGCCGCCCCGGCCCAUGCCCCCGGGGGGAAGGGGGGCUGCAGCAGCCCGGCGAGCCGCCCACCCGCGCAGCGGGGGCAUCGCCCCCACUCGCCGCUCCUGGGAGGGCGGAAAGGAGGCAGCGGCGGCGCCGGCAUUGUGCGCGGCAGAUCGCAGGCCCCGGCGGCGCGGGGCUCGCCUGCCUCCCGCCCCAGCCUCAUGAACCAGCCGGACGGCUCCGCUGCGGCGGCGGCGACGGGAGCGCAGGCGAUGCCGUCGACGGGAGCCCACGUCGGGCUGUCGAGAUGCUCAAGUCCGUCACGGACCGACAGCGGUGCCAGCAACACCAGGGGACGGGCCGAGGAGAGCAACAGCAGUGGGCGGAGGAGCUCCUCCAGCAGGGAGUGUCUGAAGCGGAGCCCCCGGAGCCCCAAGGCGGAGGGCUCGGAGUCGGUGACGUCUCAGUCGUCCCCCAGUGAAGAGGCUGGCAUGAUGACCGAGGUGAAAGUGAAAACAGAGGUACCAGAUGACUACAUUGAAGAGGUGAUCUGGCAGGAUGAGACCAAAGAUUCCAAGAAGAACAUCAAGGACGGGCAGGGCGACGUGCCGGCGGAGAUCUGCGUGGUCAUCGGCGGCGUGCGCAACCAGCAGACGCUCGGGUCUUAUGAGUGUGGAAUCUGUGGGAAGAAGUACAAAUACUACAACUGCUUCCAGACCCACGUGCGGGCACACCGAGACACUGAAGCUGCCUCAGGGGAAGGAGCCUCACAAGGCAGUAAGUACCGACGGCGCCGUGGCUGCGAACACAGGACAGCCAUGCAGGUGACCCAGCCAGGCCGUGGCAGUGCUCCUGGCUGUGGGCUGACGCUGCUGGAGGAGGACUGGCUCGGUCAGGUGGCAGUCAGAGGCACUAGUUCUGAGUGUUCACAUCCAGAGUUCUCUCGAUCUCCACUCUUCGUGGCAGUGAAGACCCAGGGGAGCCAGUCCAGCAAGAAGCCUCCGGCCGCCAUCAACCGCUGCUCGGCGCUGCUGCACCGCGGCCCCGCCGCCGGCGCCCCCGCCUCCCAGGCACAGAUGUUCCGCGCCCCCAACUCCGCCUCCCCCGGGAGCAAGGCCAUCACAGCAGAAAGUGCUUUCAGCAGGAGAGUGGAAGGCAAAGUGCAAAACAACUUUGAAGAAGCCAACAGCAAUUCUCAGAACUCCAGUGCUGCUCACUCGGGGACAGAAAAGCCUAAAGAAAAGAGGUGUAAGCAGAACCCAGCAGAGCCUUACACCUGUGGAGCUUGUGGAAUCCAGUUCCAGUUUUAUAACAAUCUCCUGGAGCACAUGCAGUCCCACGCAGCUGACAACGAGAACAACAUUGCCUCUAGCCAGCCCAGGUCACCUCUAGCUGUUGAAGAGAAGUGGAAACCUCAGCUCCAAAGAAACAACACCAGCAACACGCCGCCGAGCGGCUCGGUGGGGAACAGCACGAUCCCGGAGAAGGAGAGGCAGAACAUCGCCGAGAGGCUGCUCCGGGUGAUGUGCACCGACCUGGGCGCCCUCAGCGUGGUGAGCGGCAAGGAGUUCAUCAAGCUGGCGCAGACGCUGGUGGACAGCGGCGCUCGCUACGGAGCCUUCUCCGUCACCGAGAUCCUGGGCAACUUCAACACGCUGGCGCUCAAGCACCUGCCCAGGAUGUACAACCAGGUGAAGGUGAAGGUCACCUGCGCCCUGGGCAGCAACGCCUGCCUGGGCAUCGGCGUCACCUGCCACUCGCAGAGCGUGGGGCCCGACUCCUGCUACAUCCUGACGGCCUACCAGGUGGAGGGCAACCACAUCAAGAGCUACGUGCUGGGCAUCAAGGGCGUGGAGCUGCGGGAGAGCGGCGACUUCAUCCCGCACUGGGUGCAGAACGUGCUCUCGGAGUUCGUCAUGUCGGAGAUCAGGACGGUCUACGUCACGGACUGCAGGGUCAACGCCUCGGCCUUCUCCAAGGCGGGCAUGUGCCUGCGCUGCUCCGCCUGCGCCCUCAACGCCGUGGUGCAGAGCGUGCUCAACAAGAGGACGCUGCAGGCCCGCAACAUGCUGGAGGUGAUCGAGCUGCUGAACGUCUGCGAGGACCUGGCGGGGUCCACGGGCCUCUCCAAGGAGACCUUCGGCUCCCUGGAGGAGACCUCCCCCCCGCCCUGCUGGAACUCGGUCACCGACUCCCUGCUGCUGGUCCACGAGCGCUACGAGCAGAUCUGCGAGUUCUACAGCAGGGCCAAGAAGAUGAACCUCAUCCAGAACCUGAACAAGCACCUGCUCAGCAACCUGGCGGCCAUCCUGGCGCCGGUGAAGCAGGCGGUGAUCGAGCUGAGCAACGAGAGCCGGCCCACCCUGCAGCUGGUGCUGCCCACCUACGUCAAGCUGGAGAAGCUCUUCACCUCCAAGGCCAACGACGCCGGCGUGGUCAGCAAGCUCUGCCACCUCUUCUUGGAGGCGCUGAAGGAGAACUUCAAAGUGCACUCGGCGCACAAGGUGGCCAUGAUCCUGGACCCCCAGCAGAAGCUGCGGCCCGUGCCGCCCUACCAGCACGAGGAGAUCAUCGGCAAGGUCUGCGAGCUGAUCAACGAGGUGAAGGAGUCCUGGGUGGAAGAGGCGGAGUUCGAGCCAGCCACCAAGAAGCCUCGGGGGGCAGGGGAGGCCACGGCAGCUCAGGAGGAAGAUUGGUUCGGGAAAAACGAAGUCUACGACUACUUGCAGGAACCUCUCUUCCAGGCCACCCCUGACCUCUUCCAGUACUGGUCGUGUGUGACCCAGAAGCACACGAAACUCGCCAAGCUGGCCUUUUGGCUCCUGGCGGUGCCCGCCGUGGGGGCCAGAAGCGAGUGUGUAAAUAUGUGUGAGCAGGCUCUCUUGAUCAAGAGGAGAAGGCUGCUCAGUCCGGAGGACAUGAACAAGCUCAUGUUCUUGAAGUCCAACAUGCUUUAAG